AAUUUUCUCAAUCUUGACAUUUAAUUGUUCUUCGCAAUUUUGCAAUUUGAGUUUUUUAAUAUAGUAAUUGCAACAAUGAAUGAGAUUGUUGUUAUUCAAUUUGCUUGAUCAUUUUAUCUGGAGUUGAUGAUAAUUAGGUCAUGACUGUAGGAAUUAUUAGAUUACACACAAAUUGACAUGGAACUUUUAGACAAAGACAAAAGGAAAGUUCGCGGUACUUGACAAUUCUGCUUCAUAUAACUACAGGUGUUUUAUUAAUGUAAAACUGAGCUUUCAACCUAAUCAAAAGGCACUAAAUCUGUUCGAGUUAGGCGAACUUUUUACUAGAUGUCACUAUUGGCCUACAAUAUUUGAAUGUAAUUUGUGAUUAUUGGUUAUGUACAAGAAUAAUGCUAUAAACAAGUGGUCAGGAUAUUAGUAGCAAGUCAAGCAACUUGAUAUUAUAGCGAGCUUGUUGUUCGCCUUUUGUUUAGCCACUCAAUAGAACCCAAAACUGAUACUGUAUAACCUAAAUCUCCCAUUAGAUUUAAGAUAUUCAGAUUCUGUAAUCUUGUGACAUAGAAAUGGACGUCGGAACAGUGCUGUCUGCUGCUCAAACACUGUUUGCAGCGGUGCAAAGUUCGGAGCUCAAAAAGACGUGCUCGAUCCUUGGCUACAAAUCUCAACUUGAUGCCUUACAAGUGACUGUCUCCACCAUCAGUACUGUUCUCCGCAGUGCAGAGGCCAAGCAGGAGCUUUCUGAUGAAGAAAUAAUUUAUGUUGAGGAUCUCAAGGACGCGAUCUAUGAAGCAGAUGAUCUGUUGGAUGAGUUUGUCACUCUUGUUGAGCAUAAGAAGCUCACAGAGGGUGAUAAGAAGAUGCGUCUCUUUUCUGUUUUUAAAGAAUUAGGCGUUGCAUACAAGAUGUCUAGUGGGGUUGAGAAGAUUAAGAAGAAGUUGGAUGCUAUUGCUUACAACAAUCAGUUUAGAUUUAAGCUUGAUCCAGAACCUACAGGGAAAGGGAGGCCCGAGAGCGAUUCUUGUGUGAAUGCAGUUGAUAUCGUUGGAAGAGAGGGUGACUUGGAGAAGAUAGUGGGUAUGCUGCUUGAUUCUAAUGUUCAACAUGAUGUGUCUUUUCUAACUAUUGUGGGUCUUGGAGGGUUGGGAAAAACUGCCCUUGCCCAACUUGUGUACAAUGAUGCAAGGGUCACGAGCACUUUUUCGUUGAGGUUGUGGACUUGUGUCUCUGAUCAAGAUAAAAAAGAACCGGACGUAAAAGAAAUUCUUGGUAAGAUUCUGGCUUCAGCUACCGGGCGGAAGCAUGAGGACUCAACCAUGGACCGGGUGCAAAGCCAGCUUCGAGAAAAACUAGCAAACCAUAAAUACUUGCUUGUUUUAGAUGAUGUUUGGACUGAGAAGCGUAACCAAUGGUGUGGUUUGGUAAAGUACUUCAUUGGAGGUCAAAAGGGAAGUCGAAUAGUGGUGACUACUCGUUCUCAAAAGACUGCUAAAAUUAUAGGAGAUAGUUCAAUGUAUGAGCUACAAGGCUUGUCAGAGGAAAAUUCAUGGCGCUUGUUUGAGAGGAUGGCCUUUGGAUUAAAUCAGGUAAACUUCCCGGAUCAUGACUUAGUCGAGAUGGGGCGAGAGAUUGUUAAUGUAUGUGCUCACGUCCCUCUCUCUUUAAGAGUGGUAGGAAGUCUUUUGUAUGGACAAGGAAAGAGUAGAUGGAGUUCAUUCCAGAAAAUGGGAUUAGCCAGCAUCAGGGAGGGCGAAAAUGACAUCAUGCCCAUACUAAAGUGGAGUUAUCAUUAUCUUGAAUCUCCACUAAAGAGUUGCUUCUGUUAUUGCGCGUUGUUUCCUAAGGAUUUUGAGAUAGAGAAAGAGAUGUUAAUAAGCCUUUGGAUGGCACAAGGCUAUAUUGUCCCGUUAGAUAAAAGCCAAAGCAUUGAAGACGCCGGUGAGGAAUAUUUUUCAAUUUUGCUGAGAAGAUGUUUCUUCCAAGACAUCAAGAAAGAUGUAUUUGGUGGGAUCGACACAUUUAAGAUACAUGAUCUCAUGCAUGACAUGGCUCAAAGUGUCACAGGGAAGGAGAUCUAUGCAACAAAUACAACUGGCGGCCACCUUGAUAAAAAAGUUCGACAUCUAUCAGUUGCCAGUAGGAGGAGAUAUGGAGAAUACUUUUUCGGCAAGAACUAUAUUCGUUCGUAUGUUCAUGUUGACUGGGACGUGUUUUUAUUUGGCGAGGUUGACCUCUUUUUCCUAGAGCCAUUAGUUACAAAUUGUAUGUGCUUAAGGGCAUUAGACCUAAGUUGGUUAAAGAUCAAGAGAUUGCCAUGCUCCAUAGGUAAAUUGUUGCAUUUAAGGUAUCUUGAUCUAUCAUAUAAUGCAGAUCUGGAAAUGCUUCCUAAGUCAAUCACAAAACUGUAUAAUCUACAAACAUUUAAAUUGACUGGCUGUGAGAAAUUGAAAGAGUUACCAAAAGAUUUGAGCAAACUAGUUAAUCUCAGGGUUUUGGAUAUAGAUGAUUGCUACCGUUUGACUUACAUGCCCAGGGGCCUGGGUAAGUUGAGUAGCCUACAUAGGCUAAGUAACUUUAUAGUGGGUGGAAAAGGGAGGAAUUUAAGUUGGAAGCAAUGGUUUUAUGGGCUGGAAGAUUUGAAGGCUCUAGAGAAACUGAAGGGUAGUCUUGAAAUCCAGAUUAGGUGGCCAAAGAAUGCUAAGAGUAUUGUUAAGGAAGACUGUAGGAGGGACGGGUUAUACCUGAGGAGUAAGGAACAUCUCAAUGGCAUUUGGUUUAAUUUCACACACGAGGAGAGUGAUGGAAGAGUUGAUGAUGAGGUAGCAAGAAGAUUGAUGGAAGAGCUGCAGCCACAUUCUAAUCUGAAACGGUUCAAGAUGCAGGAAUACCAUGGUGCAAGAAUGCCUGGUUGGGCAACCCUCCUCCCAAAUCUUCUACAACUUUGUCUUUUUAAUUGCGAUGAGUUGGAGUGCCUGCCAUUCUUGGGAAACUUGUGUAAUCUGAAGGUUCUUAAACUUUUAGCUUUGGAAAAAUUGGAGUACAUCGAAGAAAAUAGUCCAUCAGCUGAUUCCAGUUCCACGCCUACACCUCAACUGCUGUGUGCAAAAACACUAUCGUACUUACCCUCUCUUAGAGUACUUUCGUUAAACAAUCUUCCAGAGUUGAAAGGAUGGAGAAGAUCUUUGGCAGGAGUGGGAAAUGAUCAUCUUAAUCAAAAUUUGGUUGUUAGCAGGAGCAACAAUGAGGCAGUAUGGCAAUCACUACCAUGUCUUUCUCAGUUGAAGUCUUUGGAGAUAAUAGGAUGCCCAAAGCUGACAUGUAUUCCGCUGUGUCCCAGCUUGGAAUGGCUAUAUAUAAUUAAAUCCAACGAAAGGCUGAAUGAGAAGUAUAUAAUGAAAGGAAUGAGAAGUUAGAAGAUGUAGACCCUUAACUUUCGAGUAUUAGUAUUAUGAGUGGUUGGCAAACAAAAAAAAGUGGCAUGACUAUAUUCGCGCCCCAUGGAGGCUUUUCAGUGUCUUGAAUCCUAGAGGCUAAUAAAAUGACUGAGAUGAAGAGCUUGGGAAAGUUUGUCAGGUGCUUCAUAGCGAGGCUUGCCUGCUUGUUUGCAGUAUGCGGCCUGUAAAUCUUUACAAUUUUCUUUCUGGAAAUGAUUUCUGCUUAGCCCAAAUUAAAUACAUUUUCAUUGUUUGUCACAUUGCUUAAAAAAAAAAUUUGUUUCACAUUGAGAUUUGCAGAACUGCAGGUGAUUGUUUCAUAAAUGCUAGUAACAGCUCAAUGGAUGAACUUUAUAGGAUAAUAGUAAAACAAACAGCAACUGCUAAGUCUCAAUUUUGUUUUGCGUAGGUUUUUUUUCUUGAGGAGUAAAGCAGUGGAUGAACUAUAUCUGAUGAUGGUUUUGCUAAAAGUAAAUAUGAGAGUUUGGUCCAUUUUGUUUUUCUCAAUGUUAUACGGCGGCACCAACUAUAGCUUCAAGAGUGCGUAUCAUUCACUCUGCUUUUCUUUGGGAUCAUUCAGAUCAAUUAGCCGCGGAAACAAGUAAUUUAUUUGACGAAACCAAAUAUCAAGUUUGUGCUUUUUCAUGACAGCAUUGCUUGUAACUCCUGAAUAUUAAUUCAUAUUGUUUGCUGGUGAAGUUUUUACUUAUGAUGUAUACUAACCAAGCGUUGUAAUGUAUUCCUAUUUCCUUUACGAAGUCCUUGUUUCUCUCUGACCGACAACUACUAUUCUGAUUUCAUACAUGAUUAGUUAUCCAUGAAGUGGGAUGCAUCUUCUUUCUAUGGUUUGGCUAAAUUUCCGUACUCUCUUGUUAUUAUAACCAUGAAAUGUGUCGACAGGCAUCCAAUGUUGUCCCUGUUUAUGGCUUUGAACACCUCAUUUUUUCUCAUCAAGUCAAUUCCUUAACCCUUCCUGCUUAAAUUAUAUUAACUAAAAUUUGAUAUCUGAAAUCCAAAUACAUCGUGUUAAGCUGUUAACUUCAACGACCUUGCAUAUAUUAAUGUAUCUGCACUAUUUUACAGUUAUUUACCUUUUUAUUGAAGUGAGGCCAGUUUGUCGUGACUGUAUGCAUCGUAAUGCUAUGCAGGUUUUCUAACUAGCUUGUUCUACUUGCUGUAGAAGAUCUAAAGAAGGUCAAUGAAGGAGCACGGAAUCAUGGAUCCUACUUCGUAUUUGAUUAUCAGGAAAUGAAAGACAGAAACUGAUUCUUGUUCCAAGCUUACAAAGUUACAACGUUCAAACGUCAGAGAGCCAGUACGCAGGGAUCGUAAUUCGUAAUCAAGAAGCUUGAUACUGGCACUAUAGGCCAUUACCCUCAAUGAAAGCAGCAUUUGCACUGAGAGCUUUUGAUUCAUCAAUCAGCUUGAUUGCCGUUGCCUUGCACAGAAGAAACUUGUGGUGUUUCACAUUUAUGUGUUUCAAAUUCAGUGCAUCAAUAAAAUGCUUGUAACAACUAACGAGUAGUUUUGUUGGUUGGUUAAUUGGCCACAUCUUAUUCAUGAAAUUGACAUCGAAUAGUUAAAUACAGUGUUUAACCACAAACAUGUAAAGUUCAAGCAAUUUUUGGAUCACAAAAAACUGGCAGAGAAGAAAUUACAUUAGGAAAGAUAGUUGUCUCUCCUUUUCUCC
Spinacia oleracea (spinach) is the source of this 5121-nucleotide messenger RNA. RefSeq names its product putative disease resistance protein RGA3. The coding region runs from base 564 to 3410 and encodes 948 amino acids. The transcript has 3 exons. The record is from RefSeq and is a predicted model, not a curated record. Lineage: Eukaryota; Viridiplantae; Streptophyta; Magnoliopsida; Caryophyllales; Amaranthaceae. Gene Ontology annotation, molecular function: ADP binding.